AUGGCGAUCGAAACGGGAUUCACCUCCGCCUUGUCCUACCAGAACUGGCCCGCCAGCAUCUACAUCCUCCUCCUCUCCGUCCUCGCCCUCUUCAUCAAGAUACAAUGGCAACCGUCUUUCCCCAAGACUGCCCCGAAGCAGAUCAAGGAGGGGUACCCGCUCCUCGGCGCCCUGCGACUCUUCACGAAAAGGGCAGACUUCUGCAAUGACGCCCUCGCACAGUCCAAGACGGGCAACUUCAGCUUUUACUUCGGCAAGCACAGGCUCGUCGGGGUGUCGGGAAUCGAGGGAAGGAAGACGUUCUUUGAUUCCAAGGACAUGAACAUGUCAGAGGGCUACGCCGUAAUGUUCACCGCGUCGCCCCAGGUCGGCAAGCAAAACGAGCCCGGAGCUGCCAGCGAAUUCAGCCAGUGGUUCAGCAGGACAAUCACGAAGCUGAUGAAGAAGGAGAACUUCGUGCGCAACCUCAGGCUGCUCACCACCGACACCGCGACAGCGCUUGACGCCAUUGUCAAGCGCAACGGCGGGAACACAGGCAUUUUCGACCCGUUCGACGACAUCUACAAGAUCGUGUACCAGCUCACGAUGCGCACCGUCGGCGCGACCGAGAUCGCCGAGUCACCGCAGCUGAUGAACAGGACGCUGGGCUUGUUCGAGGAGAUCGAGGAGAACAUGAGCACUACGCGAAUCAUUUUUCCCUGGUUGCCGACCCUCGGCUACAUCAGGCAGACACUGGCGGGUGGCAAGCUCUAUGUGGUAUUCGACAAGAUCGCGAAGGAGAGGAAGAAGACGGGCAAGACGCAUGAGGAUGCCUUCCAGUUUCUGCUGGACACGGGCGAAGACAUGGUGCGGAUCUUGACUUUCACCCUGGGCGCCCUCUUCGCCGGCCAGCUCAACUCAGGCAUCAACGCCGGCUGGCUCUUCUGCUACCUGGCCACCAACCCAGAAUGGUACGGCCGCGUGCAAGCCGAAGUAGACGCCGCGAUCAAGAAGCACCGCACAUCGCCGUCCCAGACACCAGCCGAGGUUCUCGCGACCCUGUCCCUCGAGGACUGGGAGUCCGAGUUCCCCAUGAUCGACCUGUCCCUGCGCGAAUGCAUCCGGUUCCAGCUCGUAGGCACAGCCUUCCGCAAGAACAUCUCGGGCCGCGACGUGCCAAUCGGCAAGUCAGGCGAGGUGGUGCCGCGCGACGGCUUCGCCAUCUACCUGCUCGACGAGAUCCACUUCAACCCGGCCGUCUACACCAACCCCAACGAGUGGGACCCGUCCCGCUACCUGCCCGAGCGCGCCGAGGACAAGAAGGAGCCGCUCAGCUACCUCGGCUGGGGCGUCGGGAGGCACCCUUGCCUGGGCAUGCGGUUCGCCAAGCUCGAGAUGAGCAUCAUCGGCGCGCUGUUCGUGGCCAUGUUUGACUUUGAGCUGUGCGAUGAGAAGGGCGUCAAGAUGGACCGGGCGCCGUUCACGAGCCGCAACAGGCACUCGGCUGCUAAGCCUGACGAGCCGAUGCGGUUGAGGUACAAGGUGCGGCAGCACUGA
This is a messenger RNA of Diaporthe amygdali, 1536 nucleotides long. RefSeq lists its product as uncharacterized. The record is from RefSeq and is a predicted model, not a curated record. Gene Ontology annotation, molecular function: heme binding; iron ion binding; oxidoreductase activity, acting on paired donors, with incorporation or reduction of molecular oxygen. NCBI's taxonomy places the organism in Eukaryota, Fungi, Ascomycota, Sordariomycetes, Diaporthales, Diaporthaceae. Bases 1 to 1536 code for a protein of 511 amino acids. Gene Ontology annotation, biological process: sterol metabolic process. The transcript is spliced from 3 exons.